GCAAGCUCUCACCGCCAAAAUUUCCAGAAGCGGCAGAAAAAAAAGUUUCGAGAUUUACUGUGAAAGGUGCCCCACUGCUUCUGUCGCGUCUGCAAAUCUUGAUUAAAGAGCUGUACGAGUGUCUUUAAUUCGACAAGAUGGCGCCCUCACAAAAGCGAAAACCCGCGGAAGACGACUUCAUCUUUACAAUUGACGACAAUGACGAUAUUCCCGUCGAGGAGGAGGAAGUGACCGCGCAGCCUCCCAAGAAGAAGGCCAAGACCAGCAAAAAGUCAAAGAAGUCAAAGCGUGCCGCCAGUCCUGAAGAUGACGGGGAGGAGAAUGGCGUAGAGGGUAUUUGGGGAUUCAAUGAUGACGACGAUGGUGCUAUGGACUCCGAAUUUGAGUUUGGUGCUGAGGAGGCUGCCGAGCUUGGUACGGUAGAAUUCGAGGGAUGGGGGUUUGAUGGCGCAAAGAAGGGCAUGGCUGUCGACAAGAAGGGUGUGGAUCUGGAUGAGAUAAUCCGAAGACGUCGAGAAAAGAAGCUUGGAAAAUCUGAUCCCGAAGAGACUGCCGAUGCUGAAGAGAACGAGGCCAUGGACGUUGAUCUGGACGACGAUGAUGACGAGGUUCUCGCAGACGACGCAUUUGGUAUGAACGUUGCUUCCGACGUUGAGGAAUCUGGUGAUGAGAAGGACGAAGAUGAUGAGGACGAGUCUGGAGCUGAAGACAAAGACGAGAAUGAGGAAGAUGAUGAUGAUGCCGCUUCAGAUAACGACUCUGUCGCUACUCCCACAGGACACCCUGACGACGAUGCUUCCGACGAUAGCGACGAUGAGGACGCUGAGGAAGAAGCGAAACGAAAGGCUUUCUUCGCCCCUGAGGAAGAGGAGGCAUCUGGCAAGAAGAGUGCCACGUCUUUCCAAGCCAUGUCUCUGUCACGGCCAAUCCUCCGUGGUCUUGCUUCAGUAGGAUUCUCCAAACCUACACCCAUUCAGGCCAAGUCAAUUCCUAUUGCGCUUAUGGGUAAGGAUCUUGUCGGUGGUGCUGUCACUGGUUCCGGAAAGACUGGUGCUUUCAUUGUUCCUAUCCUGGAGCGUUUGCUAUACCGACCCAAGAAGAUCCCCACCACUCGCGUCGUUGUUCUUACUCCUACUCGUGAAUUGGCUAUCCAAUGUCACGCUGUCGCCACAAAGCUUGCUGCCUUUACUGAUAUCAAGUUCACUCUUGCUGUCGGUGGUCUGAGUCUCAAGGCUCAGGAGGUCGAGUUGAAGUUGCGACCAGAUGUCAUUAUCGCUACUCCUGGUCGUUUCAUUGAUCACAUGCGAAAUUCUGCCAGCUUCAACGUUGAUACAGUUGAGAUUAUGGUCCUCGAUGAAGCUGAUCGUAUGCUUGAGGACGGUUUCGCCGACGAACUGAACGAAAUUCUCACAACACUCCCUAAAUCACGACAGACCAUGCUCUUCUCCGCUACCAUGACUUCGACUGUCGACCGUCUUAUCAAGGUCGGUCUUAACAAACCUGCUAGGGUUAUGGUGGAUUCUCAGAAGAAGACUGUUACUACACUGGUGCAAGAAUUCGUUCGUCUGCGCCCUGGCCGAGAGGAGAAGCGAAUGGGUUACCUGGCACAUGUUUGCAAGAACCUCUACAAGGAGCGAGUCAUUAUCUUCUUCCGACAAAAGAAGGAAGCUCAUCGAGCUCGAAUUAUCUUUGGUUUACUUGGCCUCUCAUGUGCUGAGCUUCACGGUAGCAUGAACCAAACACAGCGUAUCUCAAGUGUUGAGGACUUCCGAGACGGUAAGGUGGCGUACCUAUUAGCCACCGAUCUUGCUUCCCGUGGUCUUGAUAUCAAGGGCGUCGAUACCGUCAUCAACUACGAAGCGCCUCAGUCACUAGAAAUCUACGUCCACAGAGUCGGUCGAACAGCUCGUGCUGGUCGCAAGGGUACUGCUUUGACAUUAGCUUCUGAGACAGACCGCAAGGUCGUCAAGGCUGCUGUGAAGGCUGGCAAGGCCCAAGGUGCCAAGAUUGUCAGCCGACAGAUUGAGGCCGCAGAGGUUGAUGCUCUUCAAGCACAGAUCGACGAGAUGGAUGAUGAAAUCGAGGAGAUCAUGCAAGAAGAGAAGGAAGAGAAGCAGCUCGCCCAUGUCGAGAUGCAAGUCAAGAAGGGCGAGAACCUGAUCCAGCACGAGGCUGAGAUCAAGGGACGACCUAGGCGGACAUGGUUCGAGUCUGAACACGACAAGAAGCAGUCCAAACAAGCCGGCAAAGAUGAACUCAACGGCAUGAGAGAGGCGAUGAAGAAAAAGACGGGCAAGCUAAGCAACAAGGAUAAGAAACGCCUUGACGCAAAGCAACUACGUGCCGAGGGUGGCGGAGAGUGGAGGAAGGGCAAGUCGUCAGAGGCUGAUAUGAAGGCCCGACAUAAGGAACAGGCCAAAACAAGAGCCAAGGGGAGGGCGAGUCAGGGCGGAGACAAAGACGCGGCUCGUAGCAAACCCAAGGGAAAGGGAAAAGCCGGUGGUAAGAGGAGAUGAGCUAAAAGUUUAGAGGAGUUUAUUGGCAGCGAUGUAUAGGCAGAUUUAGGUUAAUAAUAUCCAUGACCAUACAAAACCC
Fusarium redolens is the source of this 2595-nucleotide messenger RNA. RefSeq names its product P-loop containing nucleoside triphosphate hydrolase protein. Gene Ontology annotation, molecular function: nucleic acid binding; RNA helicase activity; ATP binding. The transcript is spliced from 2 exons. The coding region runs from base 138 to 2516 and encodes 792 amino acids. NCBI's taxonomy places the organism in Eukaryota, Fungi, Ascomycota, Sordariomycetes, Hypocreales, Nectriaceae. The record is from RefSeq and is a predicted model, not a curated record.